UGGCGGAAGAGUGUCGGCGGACGCCUGCCAAUGGUGCAACAUGGAGCGCUACCGUACACUCGUCACCUCGCGCCGCGUCGCCUCGGCCUUCAUUUUCCCUAGUUGUUAUGGCAGGGUUGUGGUUGAAAGUGCCGUCAUCGUGAACAUGACCGGCACCGAUCGGACUGUUGAGGGAGAGGUUUCAGAUGAUGAGGUGGAGCUGCUCCUCGUUCAAGCGUGGAGAACAGGUACGGAGGGAGACUUUCUGGGAAUUAUAUUUGGGGAAGUGAGCGCCAUCACGAGCGAGUUGCUGGUGGUCCUAGUCCAAGUGUUGGACGAUCUGCCGCUAGAGAUCUUGUCACGUUGCGACGAAAGGCCAGAAACGGAGACGCUUACCCGCUCCUUGGAACCUCACCUCUUGUGGUCCACGUGUACGGAGUUGGAUGAGGGGAGCUACUAUUUGCCGCCGAGGGGCGUGUUUCUGACAGUUGAGAUCACUGAUCUGUCCACGUGGGACCCGCUCGUCCGACGCGUCCCUGAAGGACAGACGAGUGAGGAGGUAAAGGAAGAGGAGGAAGAAGAAUCCGAAGAGUCGGUGGAAGAGGAAGAGUGGAACGACGAUCCUGACUAUCGAGAGUUCGACGACGAGGUGUUGGGAGAGGCUGGAUCGGGGGAGGACAACGAGGAACAGGAGGACGACUCGGAGGAGGAAGCCACGUCAACUGAUUCAAGUGAAGCAGCUGAGCUGACGAGUGAGGAGCAGGAAGCUGAGGAAUAGAAGCGGGGGGAAAAGGCAGAAGGCAAACGUCCGGUCGAGGACUCAAGACUGCCACCGCAACUGCUGCAGGGAAAUCCUGCGCUUAAUCCGGAGCC
Messenger RNA from Chara braunii, 852 nucleotides. The record is from the annotation of a GenBank genome assembly. NCBI's taxonomy places the organism in Eukaryota, Viridiplantae, Streptophyta, Charophyceae, Charales, Characeae.